UAUAACAGGUGCCUGCACGAGUUAUUGUUCUUCCCUAGAAACGCGGUGCGUCAGUGAUUGAGGUCUGCGAAAAUUAAAAUGUUUGAAUUGAUAUUCUUUCGUGAUUAUUAAGAGGAGAAGUAAAAGAAAAUGGCAGCGAUAUUACGAAGUGCCGCGGCGAAUGUCGCUAAUCGCGGUCAGCCAAGUACUUUCUAUAGCAAGGACAAAAACAAUCCUGUUUUCCAAUCCUUGGACCAAGAAAUCAAGAAGUUUAUGGGGUACAUGAGGAAAAGAAAUGCCCCUGGAUAUAAAAAGCCAGAUGAAGAACCGUCAUCCAGACCUUCUGACACACUAUUUGAAUUGUGGAACAAAUAUGAGCCCAAGCUUUCUAAAGAAUACUACCAGAGCAAACUGCUGGAGGUGGGAGAUUUCCUAGUGUUGGUGAAAGAGUACAGCACGGCUCUUUGGCAGUGCUAUGAUAGAUAUCUGAUGCACUUUGGGAACCUCAAUGUUGAAGAGAUCACAGACGUAGAUGCCUUCAAGAAAAUGUUCUUCCCUGGAGGAUUUGAUUCUGACAAUGCUGGUCUCACGUUCCGAGCUUUGAUGGGUAAAAGUAUCAGUAUGUACCAGAUGGUAAAGGCUCGUGACCCCAAACUCCAGAACAAGCAAUCUGUAGAGAGGUGUGUCCUCAUCCUGAAUUUCCUACGACUUGUCAUGCAGGUCGUGUUGCCAAAAGAGACGCUGUGUUGGCUGGUGUACAACGGGACAGUUCACAUCUACAGUAUGUCUCGCCAUCUGAUGUCACUGGGGCACUCCUCAAGGGCCCUGGAGUACCUGCUGUGGGCCAGUAUGUGUAUGGAGACUUCCGUCCCCCUGCUGGCCGUGAAGUACCUUCCCUGGCGGGCGACCCUCUACACUGCCGUGUGUCAGUGCUACUUCGACUGUAAACAGUCACAACAUGCAGAGGCUUUUGCAAGAAGAGGAUUGGCCAAGAUCAAUGAACUGAGUAACCUUGAGAAUCUUAGUAGCUCCAUAGAAACCCCACUCUCUGAGAUCACAUUCCGGACAGCCACUGUCAAGAUGGCCAUCAUGGUCUUUAAGAGAUCUGUGUAUGAGACCAGAAGGAAACCCAAGGCUUUACUGAGGCCCAAAACAAGAGCUAACCUCAAGGAAGCCUCUCAUUUGACGUGGCCCCGCACUCCUUCAGAGAAGCUUUUGGCGGACAUGUUUGAGGGCAGUGGGUCUCAGUUUCUGUGUAUUCUGGAGAGUCUGACAGACACAAAUCGUCGCAUUCUUCUGACCUCUCCCCCCGCGUCAGACUCGGAGGUAGAAAUCCUGGAUGUGUACGCUGAGCUCUUCAUGGCGGGACAAGAGAUUCUAGCAGGUGGGGGAGGUCACCGGGGGUCAUCUAUCAAGCCGACCAGCAACGUCCAUUUACCUGCUCUGGCCGGAAUCAUCAAAGACUCCAGUAUCAUGGACAUGGCUUCCAAAGGGGAGGAUGGCUGUUCCAUUGAGGGAGCCAUUCGUCUGGUGAAGCUUGCCUAUAGCUUUGAGCAGUGGGAGGUGUUUGACACUCUUGUUGAAAAUGUGCUCACUUACAUCAGGAUACUGAACAACAGCAAGUACAACUGGGAUGAGAAGGCUCUGGAACUUCUGCUGGCCAUGGAGAAGGUGAAUCCAAGCAGACGACACAAACGUAACAUGGCCUCUGUCGUAGACGAUGUAGAGAAGGAUGGGGGACAAACUGCAGAACCCAAGACAACAAUGGAGUCCCAGGCUGCCACCUCCACUCGUUCUCUCAGCCUGAAUGAUGACCUCAUCCAAGUGGCGGAGGUUAUGAUGACAAUAGUCAAUGGACCAUUCGUGCCCUCAAAGAUAGAAGUGGACAUGGUGGUAGAUGCAGCCCUCUUUCUGUGGAACAAAACAAAGUCUGUGUUUCAGAAGCACCAGUCCGGCUCAGCUGACAACCCAAAAUAUCUCCAAAAGAUGGAAAACCCAAAUAAGUGGGUUUACAUCCUCGAUGUUGUCCACAAAGUCCUGUGUUGGUGUGGUAUCAGCAGUGUUGACCCUGCACUGACCGCUGAAGUGGUCCUGAGGCUGGCUCUGGUGUUUGAGAGCAGUGCUCACAUUGAUGAUGGAUUUUUUAGAUCUAAGUUAGUUACCCACAGUUCCAAGUUUUCUCCGGAUGAGGAGAGCACGCUGGCGUCCUUUCGCCUUUCCAGUACCCGUGAGGGAACGUUUGCACUGCGUGGCUCCAAAAUGUCACUGGAUGAGGCUGGUCAAGACGGAAGCCAACACCACCUAGUGUCCAGAACGUCCAUGCUGUCCUCGUCAAUGCUGAACAUUAAUCCUCGACAACAGUUAUUGCAGGCGAGGGACAUACUGGAUCUGGGACUGAAGAACGUGUCAUACGCCCGCCAGGCAGUGGCACUCAGUGACGGGAAAUCCAUUGCGGAUGUCAGCUGGGCAAAGGACAUUCAGGACGACGUCUUCACUCCCGAACCUGCCUCACAGCGAGACACAAACCGUACUGAAGGGGUCAAGUCAACAGAAGAGGGGGAGGGGAAAGAGGAUGCUUCAGCCCCCGGGGAGGGCGGUAAAGGCUCUGCCACAGCGGUGUGGAACACCAUUAAAGAUCUCCACCUGGAGCUGAUUCUGAUGUACCACAGGGUCUGUCUGAAGCUGGCAGGAAUGGGUCCGGACCCCGCAGAAAACAUCCCCAAACCAUUCAAACGAAGGGAUGUCUUGAAACAGGAUGACAGUCCAGAUUUUAGCCCCGCCUACAUUGAGGAUUAUAAGGAGCUGCUGGGAGCCUGCAGGAAGAACUACCUGUCUAAGGCCCUCCUUUUCAUGCAGAAAUCCCUACUCCUCAGUACUUCUGGAAUCACCACCACAGAGCAGAAAAGUCUACUUCAGGAUGCUGUCAACAUGAUCCAGAAGAGCCAGACAGAUGAGAAGAGGGUCUACACAGAGAAUACCAAUGUCUCUGAGGUCCCGGACAAGCCUCGUAAGGUGCCCCCACCUCCCAUACUGCUGUGUAGGACAGAUUCCAUGAUGGUCUUCAAACCAGCACCCUUCUCUCCAGAGAAUGGACAGGUGGUGGCUUGGUACAGGAUCUUUGCUCGGUCAUCCUCGGGCAGUAAUGUGAAGGUCCGGCUGAACGACUACAACUUCCCUGGGACAGGUGAUGAGGUUCCCAGUUUUAGAUGUGAGUUACGGGUGUCUGGACUGCGGCCAAACGAGCGUUAUGUCUUUGCUGUGGCUGCCUAUAAUGCUGAUGGUCAGCUGAUCGGUGGGGGGGUCGGAGAGAGUUCUAAACCUAUCCUGGCCUCCCACCCACUGCCGGUGUUAAUGACCUGGGGAUUCCUCAGCCAGAUAGCAUACCAGGUGGGAUGUUACGACAUUGCCAGACAAGCCUGUAAUGUUCUUUGGGGUCACUUUAUUGCGAAACCCCCAGCCCCACAGACAGCGACCUUCACCUCCAAAUCUGAGGGUGCCUUCAAUGUUAUCCUGAUGAAGUUGAAUCAGAAGGUGGUGUGUGUAUCAUCCCCGGUGUUGUUGAGACAGUUCCUGACCAGCAUCUUCAUCAGCGUAGACAUGAGUGUAAAGGAGGGAGAACUCUUCUGUGAUGUCGUCUGUGAUAAAGGACCACUUCUGUUAGGACAGAUGAAGCGACUCGGUGAGUGUGAGAAGAUGUUGGUGGCCCUGGAAUUGGCAGGAUGGCUGAACGAAGCCAAUUUGGCCAUGCAGGCGGUGGUGCAGUGUUACGGGCUCCUGGCACCGCUCAUCUUCUACAAGAUACCCUCUCUGGCAGUGGUGCAGGUUUUACAGCGGUGCCACGUGGUUCUACAGGAGGUCCCUGCCAGCCUGAGACAAAAGCGGCAGCAGAGUAUUGCAGACAGUCUCCACCACAUGACUGCCUGUAUCACCUACAGCAUGGCCAAGGUUCUAAGGUCAUGGGGUCACAAACAACUGGCUAAUAAUAUCAAUGAAGCAGGGCGUCGUCUGCUGGCACUAGAGGGAGAGGACCCCAAGGACAAAAAACAUAAAGAUAAGGAGCAGACGGACAUCACGGAGAAGGGGGCAUUGUCCGGCGGUGAAACGUCCGGCGAUGAAAAAACGGAUGCAUCAGACUCACUGCCACUGCAUGCACUUAAGAGAAAGAGAGCCAAGAGAGUAGGGCAAGGAACCAGCAAAGAGGAAACUGAGGGACCAGUCAAUGAAGAGCUGAAGGCUCUAGAGGCCCAUAUGCUGAGCCUGUCCAAACAAGCCCAGUAUGAGCAUGAACUAUCAGGAUUUGAGGACCCCAGCAUUCUACAUGCCUACAUUGCUUACCUGCCCAGCAAACUGGCCUACAGAGAGGUGGUGAAGUUUAAGCGCCGCCAUCGCUACCUGGAAUUCUUUGUGCAGGUGGCCCAGAAAGCCCUGACAGAAGGGAUGGCCAAUCAGGUGAUGGACUGGUGUGAUGAUACAGCCACCUGGCUCUCCAAGAGGAAUGAGCAGAUCAUUGGAAUGCGUCAGUAUCUGGGCAAACAGCCGGGGGUGGUGACAGUGUCUGGAGAUGACCCCAAGAGGUUCGCGGCUGCCAUGGUGGAAUACACCAAAGAAAAGGAGAUGACAACCCCAAGAGUGCCAGGGUCCAAGAUUGCGGCUGCUAAACCCAGCACCACCAAACCACGGCGGCGACGCCAGUAUAGGCCUGUGAUGGUGAACUCGAGUAUGACAGACAGCCAGCGUCAAGCCCAGGAGGAGGCGGAACUCAAGGCAAUAGAAAUUUUCACGACCUACUUUCCAGACAUGUUCCGACAGUGGCACAGAAAGAGGAAACUGAGAAAAAUGACCGUGGACGAAAUGCCAUGGCGAUGUCAGUUGGUGUUGCUUCAAGGAAUGAGUCAUUUCUCGGCUUUCCUGCAGAGACUGGAGACUAGAGACAAAGUCCUAGGCACUGCCAAUAUGUACAGGACCAACUUUUUGGAUGAAGAAUGGUUUGGUUUUGAGACUGCUGGUACCCUUGUUGUUGGCUGGGAAGGGGGACCAACUAAACCUGUUGAGCCACAAAGCAGAAGAAGGUUUGAAGAUGAUGAGGAGGCAGAGCUGGCCCGCCUACAUACGUCACACAUGGAUGCACUUGACUUGGCAGAGCAUGAAAGUCGUCCCCGGACCACAGCUACCGGGAUAGAAAUAGCGGCCGCCCUGGCUACAGGCGAGGUCCCAGAAUUUCCUAAGGAACCUGAGUCCCCUGCAUUGACUGGUUCUCAGUCCCAGACUGAGAGGAUACAGGGUACCAGUACAGAGAGUACCACAAAUGAGGGUACCACAAAUGAGGGCAGUGCACCCCCUCCAAUGUACUUCUACCCCCCGGAGCAGGAGGACACCCCCAGAACUUAUCGGUCAGAUGCCAGUAAUGUUCCCGCGAUCCCCAAACACACCCAGAAGGAGAUUGACAAUGUCAUCAUAUCCACAAAGGAAAUCACUGAAUCCCUGUCCAAAACAUUCUCUCAGUUCAAGAAGGCUAUCAUAUUGGCCCACAGAGGGCAGCACUGGACAUUACUUCAGAACUCAUGCCGCACCAUGUGGAACUGUGCCCACACAGCACUAUUGCGGGCGAUCGGCCCAGAGGAUGGGCUUUUGUCUGUGGACAAUCUGCGAGCCAUUGUCUGGUUCCCGAUGUACACAGCAGCUGACUGUACGCUGGACAUGUUGGUACAUCUUCAGACAGACCUAGAGAAACACGCUGAAAAGGCAAAAAGCAAGAACCGCAAGCUUGGUGAUCUGUUUGAAACUUGGACAGGAGACAUCACCAGAGAGAAGGGCGGAGCUAGCCUGAAGUUUGAGUCGCCAUUGGACGACUCCAGUGUAUGUGACAUUCGAUUCAUCAGUAGGUUUGUCCUACGAGUCCUGGAGAUGUUGUACUAUGAGCAGAAGUGGGAGAAACUGGUGGAUAUAGCCAUGCGAUUUAGUGGACUUACUGAUGACCGGUACGCUGAGCAGGUUCUUCCGAUCCUAGUCCAGGCCCAAAGGCAGAUUGUGUCACUCCUGUCUGACCUGAGAGGGGAGAUGCCCCCGCAGAAACACUACCGUGAACUACUGCAGCGUCUUGGGGGCGUGGUUACUUCUAAAGACUACCUUCAUACUCAGCUGACCCUGGUCAUUGACCCCGACUCCCUCCCUCCCAUACCACCAGGAGCAGCUAUUGAUCCCAUGGGACAUGGAAUUUAUACAAUUAAGGAUGGUCAGAUGUCGGUCUCUGUCCCUCUGGACAUACCCCUCAGUCUGCAUACAUUACGAGAGGUUCUGGACAAGUCGCAGUAUACCUGUAGAGCUCUCCAUCACAGUAGGAAGCUUCUCAUCCUGUACCUGGCCGGUCAGCAAAACACUGGAGACGGAUUCCUGAGUCGACAGAUAUCCAGGGUUGAAUUUGUCCCCACUACAGCCAAACCGCAGCCCACAAUGCCCCCGGACAUCAGCCGGGAUGAUUUCCACGACAUGAAUGAUGUACUGACCACAUGUAUGCCAAGGUCACAGCUAGGAACAGUCAUCUCAUCAUACGAGAAAGCUAUAGCUAUGUUGCUGGCCAAGAACCAGAGAAGCCAAGCCGCCCAGGCCAUGCAUGAGUUGGGAAAUCUUCAGUACCACGCCUCCAACAUCAGAGCGGCAUACAAAUGGUGGGCGGAGUCUCUUGACCACACCCUGAACAUGACCAACGCCCUCCACACCUGGAGGGCGGUACUUAAGGAUAGUACUGAUAUCAGCUCGGAGCUGCUGAAGAGAUGUGGUCUGUGGGGGUGUCUAAUGGGAGGAGUGUUGGCAUCGAACAUUGCACAGUACAUUUUGACCUCUGACCUUGGCCUUAGAAUGGAGUGCUGCUUCUUGUCUGGAUAUUUCUUCAAGGCUUUGUUCCGUACCUCUCUUCCCCACCCCCGGGCAGACAGAGACUAUGCCCUCUAUGAGGUAGGAGAGGGGUGUGAGGUAACAAACCUUGUCCCCGGGGUUGACAUGCUGUCAGAGAAGUUCCGCUGUGAUGGGAGACAACUCGUGGCUGGGAUCCGCUGGGUGACUGAAGAACUGGCUCGAGGGAAACAUAAUCUGUUUGUUCUACCUUUACUGACCUUGAACCAGUACCUGACGACCUUCGUCUGCCGAGACUUACAGAGGUCAGUGGAUGGACGUAUACUGAAGGUCAGAGUGCUCACUGACCUCCGACUGUUUAACGAGGCCUUUAUCACGCUUCAGCGACUGCUUCAUGGUGAGAGACUGCCUCAGAUUGGAGACAGUCACUUCAGACAAGUAGAGUCCAAGAUGAGCUCUAUCAAGUUCAACACAUCUAAACCCAUCACCGAGGCGGUCAAUCUCAGGGUACUGGAGAUGGUUCUGGACAAGAGGCUGUCAUCCAGCCUGGCUACCCUGUACGGCCCACACAUGACCUGUCACCUGUCCGUCGUUCAGGCACACCUGUUUGUGUCCCUGGCUGACACCAUUCCGGUCAUUCCCAAAAUGGAGGAUGUGAUUUUGACAGAUGGACAGAAGGAAAUGAAGCCAUUUACUAUCAGCACGAUCUCCAGAGGGGGGCUCGGUACCAAGGGGAUCAAGCUCCCCAGCUCCAGUGGCACUGGACCACGGAAAUCUACGAGGUCAUCAUCAGGAACACGGAAAGAUGAUGCAGGAGAGGAAGAGGAGGAGGAGCAUCACAGUGGUCAUGUGACCAAACGCUUCACCCAGAGUAAGAAACCUCUGACCCUGGAGCUGAUCAAGGGGACGUUGCUGACCAUCGCUGACCAGAUGGUAACCACCAUUGCAGAGGUCAUCCUAGAGAAUGCUGAACAUGAUAAAGCUGGCCUGGAUUCCCUCCCGGCGGCUGAACUUGAGCUGGUUGUCCUGUGUAAACUUCAGCAGGCCCUGAUCUCACGCCAGAAACAACAUGCCCCAAUGGCGGCCCGGAUCAUCCUGUCAGCUCUCAAACUGCUGAAGAACUCUCAGCUGUUCAAACCCAGAAAGGAGGCUCCUAUCAUUAAAAGAGAUGAUGCCGUUGAUACCAAGGGCAGACCCUCGUCUCUGAAGGGAACGGGACUGAAGAAAGACACUCAUUCCAGUGUGAAAAUCGUUCACCCAGAAAACAGCCAAUUCCAGUACCAGAAUUUCCAGAGUCGGUCACGCCUGGACGCCCGGUUAUGGUUAGACUGUCGACAAGCUUUAGUUCAGUGUUUGAUGAUGGAGGUCCGCAGUCUUGGCGAAAUCAAAGAUCCAGAGACAAAGGUUCUGCAGGAGUUGGCAGAUUGCCGUCAGUAUUGUAUUGAGGGUCUGGGAGAGGCUGAAGCAUGCGGAGAUGUGGAAAUGCAGGCCGAGUUCUUCAUCCAGGGGGCGAUACUCAACAUCACUGAGGGCAAAAGUCUGGAUCACACUGUGUCCCUUCUUCAGGAUGCCAUUAAGCUACUACAGAAGAUCCCCAAGCUGUCUAUUCCUGGGGAGCAGCUUCUGACCCGAGCACUGGUCCUGAGGACAGAUCUGGAGGCCGUAGAGAGGGACGAUGAGACGGUGCUGUUCACAGAACGCACACUGGACCAGUAUCUGGAGGCACAGAACUUAAUCCUGAAACAGCUGGAGAGGCUAGGGGAGGCAAUCGAACACUACCACCCCAACCAGAUGCCACAGUUCUCUGCCCCUGUCAGUCCAAUGAAGAAUAUCUAUCUUCCUCAGCUGUCACAGCUUGUAAAGGUCAAACUAAGAGUGGGGCACGCCAUCAGCAGAAACACCGCCAAGUACAUCCGCAGCGGCUCAGACAAGGACCCAGUACAACUCUGGUCUGGAGCGCUUGGUGUUCUAAUGACAGCAAGAGAACUGUCUCAAGCCAGCGUAACACGGGAAGCAAAUCUGGAGGCUGAAAUCUUACUGAACCUUGGUAAGGUGCAGCGUAUGCUGGUAUACCUUGGAAAGUUCCCGCCAAGGAAAGCAGUGGAGACUCUUUUGGAGGCCAUCACCACCAGCUUCAACAAUGAUCAUGAUCUAGGACUGAUGAGGCAGGCGUACAUGGAGAUUGCCCUGGUGUACCUGCAGAGUUCUGGACUGAUAUCUAUGAAGGAGAACAGCACUCUGGAGGUAGUGGCAGAUACCCAGGAUCCAGAAAUAGCCAGUGCUAAAACGGACAGUUCGCGGAAAACCAAGUCGUGGAAGAAAUCUCCCGUCUCUUCUCCAGACAUGAGCAAGAAAGAUCGUCUGAGUAGCAGAACAAAGUCCAGUAAGAGUGACGAGGUCGGUGAUCAGGAGAAGGAACGUCGUGCGGCAUGGCUCGCUAUCAGGUGUGCCGCAGCAGUGGCGGAGGCCCAGAGAGCUCGUAUGUUACUGAUCGGGGAUGUCAGUGUCACGUCACAGAAACUACAGGAAGUCGCCCAGGAAAACAUCCCCGAUUUUGUGGCCCUGGAUCUUGUCAGUGCUUAUGUUUUAGGGGAAAAGAAGAAAGUGUAUAAAAAUGAAAUAGAGGAGGAGUUAGCUCCCCUGAUCGAGGCACAAGAAGUGAAGAAGGUGGAAACUUACGAAGAACAAGUGAAUCGAGCCAAGGACGGGGCUAAGGACCUCGGAUGGAUCCACUUCUUAGGUUACCAGACAGUGCUACAGCGGUUGUGUAGUACCUCCACUAUAUCAGCCUCCAGUAUCAAGUCCGACAACACCCUCCAGGAUGACACUGACCCAGGUGACCUUGGUCCAGAGUUUGACCUUGGGUUCAUCAGUCAUGCUCAGUGCGAUACCACCGUGAACCAUGAUGUGGUGCGUUCGAUGCUGUUUGGCGGUAUUUGGUCUAGACGCACCGCCAAACUUCACACUUACCUGGCCACCCACUUAAAGGUGUACAGUGAGAGAUGCUGUGCUGUGUAUCCCCCUGCCACCCUCAGUCUUCCCACUGUUGCCAAUGUCAGGUUGGAUUCAAAUGUCCUCUACAAGUCAUACACACAAAACUUGACCAUGCCUGCUGACCAGGAGGAAAGUCUUCAGACUGCUGGACAAGGUGACCUCGGCAAGGCCCCACCCCCUCCGGGCUCCAACUCUGACCAGUAUCGACCCCCAGACAAAGCCGUCACAACCCCUACUGACACAGAGGUCGCAAUACAGUUUUACCAGCCCUCACUUGAGGAGAAUGAUCCCCAGAGACCUGAGGCUGUGGGUCCCGACUCCAGAAUUCUCCUCCUGUAUGCAUUGUCCAACAAAAAAGUCAACCAGCCAGGUCUGCAGUGGGUGACCUUGUCCCAACUUAAUGACCUUCAUGACAGGUUGGCGUUGUUGGCCCAGAGAGGAGAGAUUUCACUGCAAGAGAAAGAGAAGAAGACGCGUGACCCAGUCACCCCCUCCCCCACCCCCACAGCCAAGUCCAAGAAGACCCAAAGGAUCAAAGCGCUGUCCCCAAAAGUACAAAGGGAUGAAAGACUAGAGGGAUUACUAAAACAAUGUGUGGAUGAUGUGACCACUAUACUGGGGGCACUGACUGACCAGGCUGAAACAGCCAGCAUUGCUGGUGAUAUUCCGUUUGAGGUCAACAGACAGAACAUCAGGAACUUGGAGGGUCUGUUUGAUCCAGGAUUCGGAUUCAUCCUCCGCGGAUCUGACAUGGUCACCUGGCUUGUUAAGCUGUUGUUACAGCAGUAGGGACUAAAUAAAGGGAACCAGAUAAAGAGGACCAGACAGUUAUCAUCUUACUGUACCCACUGAAGAUUUAAGAAAUAAAACAAAAACUGCAAAAAAACUGUACAAAUGAAAUGAACCAAUUUUUGCUUUAAAUUACAAAUAACAUGGGGACUUUGCAAAGAAAUGUGCAAAUGAACAGUGUGUUGCUUAGAUUUGUGAAUGAUCUACUUGUAUUAACAAUUAUAGUGACUCUGUGUUGUGGUGUAUUAUAGUGACUGUUCAAUACACAUGUAAUAUAUAUUUUUCGGGAAAGUUAAAAUUUGUUAUCUGUAAAAACAGAGUCUUGUAUCUGUGAGAAGUGAAUGUGUACUAUGAGAUUUUGUUAUUGUCUGCCAUAAAUUUAGAAAUUUUUGAAUGGAUUUAAUUUUGCAGCAUUGAGUGAAAAUGCUAUAGAUUUAUUUUUGUUCAUUUAAAUAUUUUUCAAGUGAACCCCUUUAAAGAUGUGAUGAUUUUUUAAAUAGUUUAAUGCAUCCAUAAAAUGAAAGAAUAAUUAUUUACAUGUAAACCAAAAAGAUUUAUGAUAUUGAAAUGUUUUUAUUUCUUUGCGUCCAUUUGUUUCAGACUUUUCGGAGCUGAAUAUACAACUUGAACUGUGAUACUUCAUCAUGUUGACAGGGCAAUAAUUCUUUCGAGAAAAGGGCUUGACUGUUAUCUGCUUAACUUGUUGGGAAGGAAUAUCCGUCCUAUGCGUCUUAAUAAUCAUAGGAUGGAUAUUCCAUCCUUUUGCAUUGAACUUGGGAUGGAAUAUCCGUCCUAUUCCAUCCUAUGUGUUGGAUGGAAAAUCCGUCCAAAACCAAGAUUAUUAGUUCGGACAGAACUCCGUCCUGGACCAGACUGUUCAUCUUGUGUUAUCUUGUUUUAUGUCGACAGUUAUUCGUAAAAUUCUUAAAUUAAUGAUACCUGUUCGAAAAUUAAUCUUUUUCGGAUAUAUUUAUUUUUAGAGAACACUCAAUAAAUUCUUUUUAAUAAA
This is a messenger RNA of Ostrea edulis (European flat oyster), 11620 nucleotides long. Its product is annotated as cilia- and flagella-associated protein 54-like. NCBI's taxonomy places the organism in Eukaryota, Metazoa, Mollusca, Bivalvia, Ostreida, Ostreidae. The record is from RefSeq and is a predicted model, not a curated record. Gene Ontology annotation, molecular function: protein binding. The transcript has 68 exons. Gene Ontology annotation, biological process: cilium assembly. The coding region runs from base 130 to 10611 and encodes 3493 amino acids.